AAGUGAACAAAAUAGACAUAGUCUCUAGAGCUGUUGGCCGGCCUCACUCCCCACUGCCUUCUCUGUUUCAGACUUGAUAAAAUGUCUUUCUUUUCAUCAUGGAUCAAAGCUAUUUUCAUCAUUGCCUUGGCAUUUCCUCUUUACUCUGAAACUGCUUUUAUACCUUCACCAGCCAUUCGUAUGACGCUAGACUGUAAUGUGUAUAAAGAUCAGUUACAUUUUUGCACCAAAGAACUGGAUCCACUCUGCGGAACCAAUGGCAAAACUUACUCCAACAGAUGCACUUUCUGCAGUGAAAUGCUAGAAAAUAGUGGAGCAUUUGAAUUUAGUCAUUAUGGUAAAUGCUGACUCCGCCUGAGCACACAUUCCUAUAGUUUUUAUUGCAUCCUAUUUUGCAGUGGCUUCUACAACCAAUUGGCAUCUUCUCAAUCAGGGUUUAAAUUCCUAGAUGACAACACAAAGUACACAAGAUGAAACACAGGAUGUUGAAGAAUUUUUCCAAUUCUAAGAUCUUUUGAUUGAUUUUUAUUCUGUUCAAUUAUUAAA
Molecule: messenger RNA, 546 nt
Organism: Pteropus alecto (black flying fox)
Lineage: Eukaryota; Metazoa; Chordata; Mammalia; Chiroptera; Pteropodidae
Product: sperm-associated acrosin inhibitor-like
Exons: 5
Coding region: 82-348 (88 amino acids)
Molecular function (GO): serine-type endopeptidase inhibitor activity; protein binding
Source: RefSeq, a predicted model, not a curated record